Molecule: messenger RNA, 1390 nt
Organism: Fimicolochytrium jonesii
Lineage: Eukaryota; Fungi; Chytridiomycota; Chytridiomycetes; Spizellomycetales; Powellomycetaceae
Exons: 3
Coding region: 129-1250 (373 amino acids)
Biological process (GO): translation
Cellular component (GO): ribosome
Molecular function (GO): structural constituent of ribosome
Source: RefSeq, a predicted model, not a curated record
UGCAGGAGCAAAAGCCUGUCUCGAACAGAGAUCUUUUUACAGCCAUUGGCAUUCGGGUUGACUUUUCGCGAGGAAGGCCGGCGCAGAGGUGACGAACUGGAAGCGGACCGAGAGACAGCAACGAAGCAAUGUCCUCAGCAACAGCGUCAAGGCUGGGCUUCCGCCAUGGUGCCCUCAGCCUGAAGCCUACGACAGCAUUCAACACCGUGUGCCAAAGGCUGCCAACAACAGCUUCCUUCCACUCCUCGGCAUCCCUUUCAGACCGUGUACCCGCACUCCAGGUCCGCAUCUCCCGCAAAGCAUGGCGCAAAAACCAAAAGAAGAUUGAGGACCUGCGCCGCCGUCUGGGAGACAACUACGCUGUAAUCGGCCGCGACAAACGACGCUCUCCCUACACACAAACCAACAGCUCUACUCGCCCAACGCAAGCUCCCUAUGUCCCUCCACCAGAUCCAAAGAUCUUGCCGUUCUUCGCUGUACCAGGAAAGACGAACGUUGCACCGAUUGUGUCUGGUGACUUUAAAAAGACGUUGGCGGCUGUGAAGGAAUUGCGGGCGAAAGCGAGCGAGGAGCAGAGCGUGAACGAGGCGAUGGCAGAGAAGACGCAAGGAUCCAUUCGUGACUUGAAGAUGGCUGCCGUGGAGGAUGAUGGAGUGUCGAAAGUGCUGGAGGUGCCUCUGGGUGCAAUCCCAUACGCAAAGGAGAAGGCGCCGUUGCGUGGGUUCGAACUUCCUGCCGAUGUCGCUGAACUUCCGACACCGGCGACGUCUGGCCCUGGAUAUGGGUUCUCACUGACGCCAUCGGAGGCCCAGCUACUGUUCUUGCAAACACCUGAUAUUGUAGCUGCAGGGACACAUGGGCGGGCGCCGUCGGAGCGGGAUAUCGGCCCGAAAGCGCAAGCUGAGAUGGUUAGGAGGAUCGUCAGCUUGGAGAAUGCAAACAAGCCACAGAUGAACAAGUAUAAUGUGGAUCGGUGCGUUCAGCUGUUCGGAAGGGCCCCGCAUGAUACCGGUAGCCCGGAGGUGCAAGCCGCCGUCUUCACUGUACGCAUUAAAUCGAUGCAAGAUCAUUUGGACGCCAACAAGAAAGACAAGUCCACCAAACGUCAACUGGAGAAGUGGAUAUCGCGGAGAGUAAAGAUUCUGAAGUAUUUGAGGCGAACUGUAAGUGCUGUUUGUAUGCUGAACCUUCCCAAGUUUGUGGAGACUUGUCGCGCGAUAGGAGUGGAGCCUGAGACCAUCCGUGUCUAGUCAUCCAUGAAGGACCUCGGAUGUUGAUUACCCACGCCCCACAUUCCCUUGAUGGAGCCCAGCCGUGUGCCGUUGUACAUGAUAUAUAUCAUCGCAAUCUAGAUAUCAAUAUCGAGGAACUGGACGUACCACUGGCUGUC